AUGUCGCAUGUGGCGUCUGUAUCGGUAGCAGAUUCUCUUGCUCUCCAAGAUCGUCGAGACGCAAGUGAUGUUCUCUUCGAUAGUACCCUUGUUCUGUCGGAUACAGAGCUUGAAAAUAAAGAAGGGGAAUAUCUUGACUGGAUGAAUCUAAAUAAUGACUUUGCCGACUUUUUGAAUACUGAGACCAACGAGGAAAUCCCUCUAUCACCCUCAACCAGUCACACCGCACCUUCCACCAAUAAAACGUUUCACAUGCAGCAAGCGCUCCCGACUAUCGAUAUAUUGAUACCACCAACCCCAUCUGGCCUUAUCCGAUCACUAGAACCACUACUCAGAAUGAAGACUGGCCAGCAAAGAAUCGCCAAACUGAUACUACACAACCUGAAAUCGUAUCCGCUGAUGAUGAUGCGCCACGAGACCCUUCGGCCGUUUAUCCACCGGCAUCUAUCAACAUCGGAGCCACUUUCUAACUGUCUUAGCUUAGUGCACAUGAUCAGCGGUGGGUUCCAAUCCGGUCGAAAGUUAUUUUGGAAGAAUGUGGAGUUAGAGUGCGAACGUUUGGUGGCAGAGCACCUGAAGCUUAACAAGUGGGAGUUACUUGCCGCCAUGCAAGCCCUCCUAAUUUAUAUUCUCACAAGGUUAGAUGAAGGCCAGACUGACCACAACAACUAUGAUUCUCUAUUGCUCGCAGCGUUGAUGGUGAUAGCCAAACAUCUUUGCUACACAGAUAUUAAAGACGGCAUACAUUCUAUAUCAGUCAGCCACGGUCUCGAAAAGGACUGGGUUGAGUGGAUAUAUUUGGAAUCAAGGCGAAGGUUUGUUUUUCACCACUAUUAUCAGCAUAUGACUACGCAGAUACCAACUAAAGCAAAAAGACUAGCCCUACCUCUAGCACACCUCCCAGCCAAGAAACAGCUGUGGGAAGCAAGCGAUGCAUUAACGUGGAAGGCCGAGAUUGACAAGAACUCGGGAACUCAGACUGCGUUUGGCCUAGCCGCAAACGGCGAGCUGGUCACGUUGGAUGAGGACCAACCAUGCGACUCCAAUGGGCUGUUAAGCUACAAACCCUUAGAUGCGAAGGCUUCGUCGAGCAGUGGCGUUUCGAAUUGGGAGGAGUGGUGCGCGGGCAUGGAUGGGAUGGGUGGGCUUGUUAUGCUUACUGCUUCGUUGAUUGUGUAG
Messenger RNA from Penicillium taxi, 1179 nucleotides. RefSeq lists its product as uncharacterized. The record is from RefSeq and is a predicted model, not a curated record. The transcript has 4 exons. NCBI's taxonomy places the organism in Eukaryota, Fungi, Ascomycota, Eurotiomycetes, Eurotiales, Aspergillaceae. The coding region runs from base 1 to 1179 and encodes 392 amino acids.